Molecule: messenger RNA, 369 nt
Organism: Dovyalis caffra
Lineage: Eukaryota; Viridiplantae; Streptophyta; Magnoliopsida; Malpighiales; Salicaceae
Source: the annotation of a GenBank genome assembly
AUGGGAGCAACAACUGCUAUAGUUAUUGUGGUUCAAUAUUUCGAAUUUCCAUCUAGUAGAGUAUUGGUCUCUCUUUUCUCUGCUGUCAAUGAUAGAAAAUUCCUGUCCAGAAAUUCAUUGAUAGAUUUGAAAGCUCUAAGUGACGUGACACUUUCAAAUGGUUUAAACAUAACCAACGCAGGUAUACUUCAGGAGACAACAAACAAAGGUGAAGCCUCAGACAAUAAGCAAGAAACAGUCGAAAUGAUCUUGCAAACCAAGACAAAAUUCGAAUCCAGAAAUAUUAUCAAAUCCAGAAAAGAGGCUACUCGUUGGCAAGAAAUGAAGGAGCGAGAGAUGGUGGAGGAAGGAGAGAAAGACGAUGGAUGA